Molecule: messenger RNA, 7602 nt
Organism: Ceraceosorus bombacis
Lineage: Eukaryota; Fungi; Basidiomycota; Exobasidiomycetes; Ceraceosorales; Ceraceosoraceae
Source: the annotation of a GenBank genome assembly
AUGGUGGAAGGCAACGGCGGUCAAGAGCAGCAAUUGACAUCUUUCAACUUUCUCUCCGACGAUGGGAGCGAAGAUCACGAGUCGUCGUUCGCUCCAUGGGGCUUGCUGUCGCGGGUCAGAACCGCGCUGACUGGUUCAGCGUAUCAGGCAGCAACAAGCUCUCUCACCAGUAAUGGCGCCGCGCCGGUCGCACCUUCGCUACAGGACCCGGAAGCGUCGACAAUGGCAUCCGCAUCACUUGGCGGCUGCAUUGACCGUCUAGAUGGGGGUCCGGCCGCUUCUCGACCAGCAGCCGUGGGACCCCACGUACGAAAAGCUAGCGUCGGAGGGGACGCUCGAAGCGAGAUUUGGCCAGCCAGCGCAUCGACUUCGAGAUCAGCGACUGGCACCAAGCAGCACAUCAGUGGGCUAAGUCAAGCCAGCUCUUCCCAGACGCGCGUCACAAAAUCCACCCUCAGACCGGGCUCCUCCAAAUUGGGUCUUGCCCCGCCCUUUUCAUUGCGCCCCGCGCCUGCCUCCGCACUCACGAGCACGACUGCGGCGCACGCGCAACCCAUCACACCUACCAGUGCUUCCCGGUCUGGAGAAGUCGACGAAGACAGCUUGGGAGCCCUAAAUUCUGCUGCUCGUCCUUCGCCUUGGGGCGCGGUGCCCGGCUUCCCGCUGCCCAGGGAUCUCCUAGCAGACGACGCGCGCUCGAUCAGGAGCACGUCGUCCAGGCCUCGAUCCGAAAUCGACUCUCCAUCUUUCGCAAUGCCCCAUCUCGCCUCAACUUCUGCAACUGGUGCACGAGCGUCAGCAGCGCCCUCUUCUGCCGAGGCCAUUCGGCGCCUUCGGGAGACGGACCCAGGGAGUGAUCGACGAUUCUGGUUGCCAGAUAAGCAUGCCACCGCGUGUGGUGGUUGCGGUGUACCAUUCAGCACCUGGCGAAGGAGACAUCACUGUCGCACCUGCUUUUUGGUGUUCUGUGCCUCGUGUGCCAGCAACAUGCUUCCCACACGCCAAGCAAACGGUCUUCCUGGUCCAAGGGCGAGAACGUGCAAUGACUGUGUCAGGCUUCUUCGAGAUACCGCUCCCAGCUCCAAACCUGCUCGUCUCGUGCCGAGUCCUUCGGCCUCCGCUUUAGAAAAGUCCGAUAUUAGCGCUCCUCUUGAAGCAUCGAGCAAAAGCCCGCAAGCCCAGUUCGCUGCCAACGCACUGUUCUCAAGAACAAGAGGUCUUCCCAGCACCCUAAGCAUAGGUGGUUUGGCUGGAUUUGGGCCUGAUGACUUUGGUUGGGACAGCCGCGCCGCGUCGCCUGAUCUGAUCGCUGUAGACCCGGAUGCUCCCGUCUCUCGUACCGGCAUGUCUCAAAUAAGCUCCGCAGCUCCUUUUCGCAAAGCUCUUGCAGACGACGAUCAGAUUGCCGUCGCUCCCGAUGAAGAGACAGAUCCCGCCGAGUCGAAUGGGGUGGUAGUCGACGCUUCCUCUCCUCGAGACGCGGCUGCGUCAACACCAGAUGGGGCCCCUCAAGUCGGCAAGUCGGGCUUGCCACGCAGCCUACCCCUCAUCGCAUUUCCAACUCAAUCAGCGGAGGACGACGGCGACGACGCUCGUUCAGACACUGGCGCAUCUAUACAUAGCCACACUAGGACUCGAUUGGCGAGCGAACUCGGAGGGCACGCGGACCCGCGUGCGAGGCUCGUGAGCGAUGCCGCUCUUCGCGCGAUUCGCAGAUCUCGGCUCCGCAGCCGCGUGACUGUCGAAGAUGUAGACCGUGCCAAAGGCCACGGAGAGCCUGGCAUUCCAUGCCCGAGCGCAGUUGGACAUUCGCGCCAUCAGAGCCUUCUUGGCGGUCAACAAGACGCACUGCCCUCACACGGUCUAGGGCCGCACGCUCUUGCACAUCUAGUGAAAUUCUUGAAGCAGUCUCUCAGGCAGGCGAAGCUCGGCGGAGGAAACCAAGAUUGGGAGCGCGUGCUGCUGCCCUUGAUUUUGUCGGUGUGCGCCAAGGUGCGCCCACGGCCCCGGGCUGGAGAGUCGGCCGAUGUCCGUGCCUAUGUCAAGAUUAAAAGGAUUGCUGGAGGGGAGCCGCAAGAGUCGGCAUACGUCCCUGGAGUGGUCCUGUCGAAGCAUGUCGCCACGAAGCGCAUGGCAAGUCGGUUGCCUUUGCUCAAGCCAAGAGUGAUGCUGCUGGCAUUCCGCAUGGACCAUGUAUCGAGCGGUCUAUUCACCCUCGAUCGCGCCGAGCAGGAGAAAGAAUAUACAAGGAUUCUCGUCGCGCGCAUCGUGCAGCUGCGCCCGAAUCUUGUGGUGAUCCGCGAUUCUUGCUCGCGUCAAGCGAUAGCAAUGCUCGAAGUGAGUCGACGGAGCUCAAACGAAUGACGGCUGGGUCCAUGACUCCGCCCUUAUCUGACUUUUCCCCUGCUUCUUAGGGUGCUGGCGUUGUUGUCGUCUGGAGUGUCAAGCAGACGGCUCUGGAGGCGAUUGCUCGAUGCUGCAACGCUGACAUCAUCACGUCUGUCGACCGUCUUGGUCUGGACCCGCGCGUCGGACGCUGCGCAAGUCUGAGCGUCGAUACAUACUCCCAUGCUCUUCUCCCAAGCGCCCGCAAGUCGUUCAUGAAAUUUCUCGCUCCUAACUUUAUGCGCGAUCCGUCAACCACUGUCGACGUGGUUAGCGGCGCCUCGCAAGGGGGUUCAGUGGCCACAAUCGUGCUCAGAGGAGGCAGCAUGUCACUUCUCGGUCGCGUCAAGUCCGUCUUGGACUCCUGCAUCUUUGUAGCCCACAACCUUAGGCUCGAAGAUUGCCUGGCACGCGACGAAGCAACCACCAUCCAAGAUGUGGGGAACAACGACGAGGAUGCCAAGAAGAUGGGACACGCGGAUCGAUCGGAGCCCGCAGAUAAACGCAUUCGCAAGCUGAUGCGUCCGUACGAAAGUCACUUGGGGAGCGCAAGUGCUUUCCUGCAUGUUCCGCCUCCGUAUCCUCUCGUCAAGCUGAAGCAGGCCCAUGAGCGCCUGCAUGAGCUAAUACAUGAGCGCCAAGAAAAGGCAGAUAGGAGUCUCAUAGCGGACGAAAGAGCGGCUCGCAUUUCCGCUACUGAGCCCCGAGCCAGUGCUGGCACUCCACGCAAGGCAUCUAAGUCCUACGCCGAGGUGGCGGCAUCUGGCAGUAGUGAUACACUGGGCACUCCUCGAUCUAGGUUGGCGUCAGAAGGAUUUCAAGCAGAUGUGCUUCCGACCCGAGAGGUAGACAGCCCUCUCGAUGAGUCUGCACAAACGACCGAGAACGAUCAGAAGACUGUGAAUGCACAGACACCCACCGAUGCGCGCGCAGAGAUACAGUCUUCCUUUCCCUGGAUGACCGAUGCACUCACCUCAAAAGUACAAGUGGCAGGCCUCGCAGAGGUCCUCCCUCAACCUUCGUACCUGACGGAGGAGACGGCCUAUCGCCUGGCCGUGUUCCAGCGUAAUGCGGCAGAAAUGGCGUGGGGCGCGCUCUAUGCAAAGCAGCAGCAGCCAUUGCCCUUGCUGCCAUCAGCGCGACACCUCGUGUUCCUCGCCUCCUCAAUGUCCUCCACGACUCAGCGUCCAUGUGAAGGUCCCGCCCUCAGAGCCGUUGAGCUUUACAGCAAAGGCGACGACACAUUGGGCAGCAAACUCGAGCGUAUGGUCGCCGAGAGCGGAUCAACGUGCCCUGCCAAGGGAUGUGGGCGACCACGUCUCGCGCACUUCAAUGUCUGGGUGCACAACGAAAGGCGUGUUCUGGUAGUCCUAGAGCGUUUCGUCUGCCCAAUCCCGGGACAGGAGAGCAAAGUGCUGAUGUGGUCCUACUGCAAACGGUGCGAGCAAGCUUCGCCAGUGGCGCAAGUGUCAUCAGACACACUUUGCCUAUCAUUUUCCAAGUACCUCGAGCUGCACUGCAGUGCUGGCCCGAAUAGUAAGCGGGCAACGUGUGGACACGACUUCUUCGACGACCACGUUCAAUUCUUUGCCCUGCAAAAUCUGGCCGUGCGCUUUCACACCGACCCGGUCGAAGUCCGCGACGUUUCCCUUCCACCUUUGCACCUGCUCUCGCGGCCUGAUGUCGAAGGCCGUUUGAAGAGUGAGGAAGCAUCAAUCCUCGCUUGUCGAACGGCGGCCUACUUUGAAAGUGUCGGAGCUCGCAUCCUUGCUCUGCGAUACGAGGCAGGCCUUUGCCGUGACCAGGCUGCCGUUACUGCCAGCGCUCUGCUUCUUGACCAGAUGGGCACGCAAGCAGAUCGUGAUGCUGGAGAGCUCAUGUUAGCUCUGACGCGCGCGUGCGCCGAGACCCAGCCCACGGACGUCUUGGGUCUCAGUAUUGUGCGGCGGCGACUGCAGGAGGUGGUCGUCCGUUGGGAUCGCGAAUUUGAACGAUUUGAACGCGAGAAUCUUGCGGCGGAGCGAGAUGCCAGACGUUUGACGACCUCUGGCCUUUCGCGCAUGUUCGCCGAGCGAGAGCCCGUAACAGGUGGCGCGGAUGGCAGUACGCCACUGCCGCCUGCUGCGGAGGCUGACGAGUCUAAUAUUGGAAGCGGCCGGGACUCGGAAGUCGAAGGAUUGCCGCCGCAGCAAAAGGGAUCACCUGACACGACCCCAGAAAGCACGAAUACACCUGCUCCCUUGACCGCCGCUCUGCCGAUAGGCCAUACAUCGGCGCCUCCCAGCUCUAUCACCUCAUCGAGCGCCUUGUCCUCGGAUAGACUUACGCCCUCAGAUGCCUUGUCGGCAGACGAUCGCAUCUCUACGAGUGGUGAUGCCCCAGUUCGAAAGGCGCCUGGUGCAAACCCAGAGACGACGACGAUCACAGCUUUGAGCUCGCCUGCAACUUGGCGCCGGCGUCGACUCCAAGAACGAACCGCUGAAGAGAGCUCUUGCACAGAAGCAGAACCUGACGGCGGUGCUGUUCGCAAAUUUGUGCGUCGCUUGGAAGCGCCGCGGCCACGCAUUGAAUCGACGCUCGGCAGCCAGUCCGACGCGUCAGCAAGAAGGCCUAUCCUACGAAGGGGCAAGACGGACGAUACAACAGCGGGGACGCAUCAGCAAUGCGAAGUAUCUCCCUCUAAACCGCGCAGUCCGGAGAGGGUGUUGUCAGAUAAUGAGACAUCUGUCAGACUCACCAGCACUACUACUUCUCGGAAAGAUAGGAUGAUCGCCCAAAGUGCAGAUCGUAGCCAACUUCUCUCGACACUCAGUGGACCUUCCAAAACAGCAAGCGCGCCAUCUCCGUCUUACAGCCCCACAGUGCCUUCAAGUCGUCGUUUUGUGGCUCGACGUGGCCCGCCGAGUAGUUAUCGGCCGCCGAAAGUGAGCGAGCCAGAAUCGGACACCAGCACAGCGGUAAAACGUCUUGCAGUCUCAAGAAUUCCGGUGCGAUCGGAGAGCGAAACUGAUGACGUUAGAGAUGGCAAGGUCACGCGAACAAUCCUCCAGCGCAAGGGCUCGAGUGGCAAGAUACGCCAAGCAGGUGCUGCUGCUCCUGCUUCUGCGAAUAGUAGCACUCGCCGGCCCCUUGCAUCUCCGGUUUUGCGCCGCGGGACGCCUGCUAACGGACCUAGGUCGCGUGUUUCGACCAUCGCCCGUCAUUUUGACAAGAUCAAUCGCGAGGCAGAGCGAGAACGCGAGCGUCAACAACGGGUCCUCGCUAUUCGAGCCCGUAGAGCACAGCCAGUCGCUGCCACACACGCUCGCGUGGAGGUUUUCUCUAACGUGCUAGAAGCAGUUCAAGACGACGAUAGCAGUGACGAAGAUGAAGUUUCAGCAACGGGAGCAACCGAGCAGGGCACAGACGCCAAUGCAUCGGGUGGCGAAGCUGAGGAUGAAGACGACUCCGAUGCGGAUCGAUCACGAUUGCGGCGGGCAAGUGUGCGCAAGGACGCCUCCAAUGGGACCAUCACUCAGCAAAUUACGGCGCCCGAUCUCACCCUCACAUCUCAAAGUGGUCCUCCGACUGUCUGCCCGCCCUCGCCCCUCGAGGCGAUCGCGCCUGCUUGCGCAAUCCCUGUAAGCGCACCGGGGUCUCACGGAACGAACACACCACUCGCGCUCCCUUCACCUAGCCCAGACCCUCCUGCAAGCGCUGCAAUGACCCUUGGUCGCUCUUGGCGCCAAAGCUUGAUGGCCGAUGCGACAGACGAGCGCGGUGCGACGGGCUCCCUGCUGAAGACCUUAUCAUCACUUUGGGGCAGAGGACGGGCUUUACCUUUGUUAGACUAUCCGAUUGCAUCUUCUGAACAUUUCUUUGCCGACAGCGGCGUAGUCCUGCGAGAGGAUGAGCCCUCGUCGCUUAUUGCAGUAAGUGGCACGCGGUGGGGGAACAUGAUCGUGUCCGAAACUACUAACAGCCUGCUGGUCGGUUCUAGUUUACAUUAAGCUCCUCCACGUAUCAGCAUCGUCUGCGAACGCUACGCGCUUCACACGCUGAAUCCCCAUCAAGAAAUGCGAUCGAGCCUUUUGAUGGUGAAGGCAGCCUCGACUACGAGAAGACUCGAGCUGCUGAUCGAGGUCUCGAGCUACAGCUGCGGGAGCCGGAAGGCAUCCAUUUAAGGUUUGAAUUCAACAGCGGUGGCUGCAAAUUCCACAUCCGCACACUGUUCGCCGAACAAUUUGAUGCUCUGCGCAAGGCAUGCGACUGCGAACUCAGCUUCAUCCAAAGUUUGAGUCGAUGUGUCAAAUGGGACAGCUCUGGUGGCAAGAGCGGAGCAGCAUUCUUGAAGACCAAAGUGAGUACACCGUCUCCACCGAAAGGGCGGACCCGAGCUGACCACCGCGCGAUUUUAUCAGGACGACCGCUUUGUGAUCAAGGAAAUCUCCCGUGCCGAGAUGGAAGCAUUCUUGAGCGGCGCUACCGGUUACUGCCAAUACAUGGCCGAUGCGAUCUUCGGCGGACGGCCCACAACGCUGGGUAAGAUUUUUGGCUGCUUCCGGAUAUCCAUUCGCAACACCCAAACGGGGAAGUCCAUCAAGCUGGACUGCCUGGUCAUAGAGAACCUUUUCUAUGGUCGUCAACUCACGAAGAUAUUUGACCUCAAGGGCUCGCUUCGGAAUAGACACAUCCGCGAGACGGGCCGUGCUGAUGAGGUGUUGCUCGAUGAGAAUCUUGUAGAGAUGGCCAAUAAGUCUCCCCUCUUUGUGCGCGAAGAUAGCAAGAGUCUACUAUUGCAGGCACUACGAAAUGAUAGUCUGUGGCUAGAAAGCCAAAACGUCAUGGACUACAGCUUGGUAGUAGGGCUCGACAAGGAACGCAAAGAGUUCGUAUGCGGAAUCAUUGACUACGUGCGCACGUACACCUGGGACAAGAAAGUGAGUAGCAUGCCUCUGCUCGGCUCGUAUACCGCAAAGAUCUUGUCCUCAUCUAUCUUACUUCCUUCAGGCCGAGACCUGGCUGAAAGAGGCAUCAGCGCUUGGUGUUUCCAAGGCCACGCCAACGGUCAUCACGCCAGCGCUCUAUCGGCAACGUUUCCUCACCUUCAUGAGCUCCUCCUUCUUGCUCGUACCUGACGCGUGGUGUCCUCCUCCCGAAUCUCUGAACGAGACAUGCCAAUCGACUGCUCAAGGCGCUACACCUGUCGCCGCUCCCAGCUCAGCGAAUCACCACUGA